CGACUCAAGACUGCCCUAGCAACCCGGUGGAUGAGCCAACCAUAACCGUGUAAACCUCGAGACUCUGCCGCUACUGGGGACAGGAAACGACAGAGAUCAGAGAGAGCUGCGGAACAGUGUGGCUGGCUGGCGGUACAAUACAGCGUUAUAACAAGUAUGGUACUUGGUAUGGUACGUAUGGUACUUUCAAGGCACGGUAGCGGGAAUGGAGGAUUUGUGGAAUGACGAUUUGAACACUGGGACAGGUUCGGCGUGAGCGGCAAGCUUUGAUGUUACAGUGGAACACACUGUAGAUGUAGGCUAAUUUGUAUAGUUGUUUAUGUUACAUUGUGUUGUCACUUUCGUUGGCAAAGUUGACAUUUGUAGCUUUCAUUCAAAUUCCUAUUUUAGGAGACUUCAAAUCUGUGUUUGAUGCAUUUAUUCUAAAUGGAUAUAAAUGGAUAGAGUUCCCAGAUAUGAAUUAUGACUGAUAAUAUAAGGCCAUCCACUGGAUGAACUGUCAAAGAACACCAGAUUCAACUUGACUCGCUUCUUUGCUACUUUAAUUCGUGCGUCACACAGCUCAAAUCUUGAGUUGGAAGAGAAAUAAAAGUGAUUGAACAGUCUUGUACAAGUUGUUCCAUGAUGGAACAUAAUCAUUCUUCACCGCGAGGAUGAACCACAGAACCAGCCCCGUCAAGGCUUACGAUUUUCUGCUUAAGUUUCUCCUGGUGGGAGACAGCGAUGUGGGAAAGGGGGAGAUACUGGCGAGCCUCCAGGACGGAGCCAGCGAGUCUCCGUAUGGCUACAACAUGGGAAUCGACUACAAGACGACAACGAUACUCCUAGACGGAAGAAGAGUCAAGCUGCAGCUCUGGGACACCUCUGGCCAGGGGCGCUUCUGCACCAUCUUCCGCUCUUACUCCAGAGGAGCGCAGGGUGUGAUCUUGGUCUAUGACAUCACCAACCGAUGGUCGUUUGAUGGUAUUGACAGAUGGAUUAAGGAGAUAGAUGAGCAUGCACCGGGAGUGCCUAAGAUCCUGGUGGGGAACCGGUUACACCUGGCCUACAAACGCCAGGUGACCACAGAGCAGGCCCAGGUGUACGCCGAGAGGUUAGGGGUCACCUUCUUUGAGGUCAGCCCGCUGUGCAACUUUAAUAUCACAGAGUCCUUCACAGAGCUGGCCAGGAUAGUCUUAAUGAGGCAUGGCAUGGAGAGACUCUGGAGGCCUAUCAAAGUUUUGAGUCUUCAGGACCUGUGCUGUCGUUCCAUCGUGUCCUGCACCCCUGUCCACCUUGUUGACAAGCUUCCUCUCCCCCUGGCUCUCAAGUCCCACCUCAAGUCUUUCUCCAUGGCCAACGGCCUCAAUGCCCGCAUGAUGCACGGACGGUCCUACUCCGUCACCACCACUGCUGCCAACACCACCCACAUCGCCACCAAGAGGACCGGAUGCCAGCUGCUGAAAAAGAAAAAACUCUUCCGUCCUCCGCCGCUCAGCCCGGCGGCCGAACAGAGCUGCACUGGCAAGAGCUGCAAGAUCUCCUAGCAACCAGUUGAAACAGGAAGAGGAAGUCCUUGGGGAAGAAGGUUGUCAUCACAUGAACAGGAAGUUGGUGUUGAUCACUAGUGCAGCCAAAGAUGGUGGAUAAAUUAAGAUGAACACCGAGGCUGUUUACAGGGACUGGAUGUUCUAGGCCUCCAGACGCACAACAGUCUCCCACAGGCACUCACAGGAGCUCCAUGGUGGGACAAAGAUGGGGAAGGAACAUGUCACGCUCAGAGAUUUUGGAUUAGCGCUAUGGGUCACUGACCAUGGAACCAGAAGGAAGUUUUGAUGCCAGAUCAUAUGUGAGCCAUAUGACUAUAUUUCAAUUACUUUUUAAAUUAAUUUGGUCAUUUGUAUUUCACCGGCCUGAACUACAAUAUAAUGUAUUUUGUAACAAGAUACUUUCGAGACCUGUAAUUUGUAUUUUCAAAAUAUAAAAUACAUUUCUAUACCAUUUUUUUUAUAGUGGUUCACAAUUUCGUGGCCUCCUUUCACCCUGCAUUGGUAUCAGAAGUCUGAUGGCAGUAUGGUGUGAUAAGAGUAUUAUUAUUAUUGGGUAUUAUUCUAAUGAGCUCCGUCCCUGAAACGAGGCCAAUAAUAAUAAUAAUACCCGGUGUACUUUGCAAUUGUUUAUUUUUACAUUUACAUUUUGGUCAUUUAGCAUUCAACUAAGGUAGAUAAACAACCACAUAUCACAUCAAUGGUAAAAGUUUUUUUUUGUUACAGUUACUGAGAAUGUUGUUGUAGUGAAGGCGUAUACUUGCAAAUAUAUUUUGUAUUUUAGUUUGAUACAUUGGUCUUUAGAGUAUCUUGUAUUUAGAACAAUAAACAUUUGAUGUAUCUUUUGCCCAUCUCUGAUUGUGCAUAAUAUGUUUCCAGAAAAACGAUGAACAUAUGUACUAUGUAAAAAAUACAGUACUAAAUAGUACUAUUGUGUACAAUAUUUGUGGAUGAUCUGUGGUCCUCUUUGCACUGUUUUCUCACCCACUGCAAUCAAUGACACAAAGCAUUCAAAUUAGUUUUAAUCCUGUAGUCUAAUUUAACGAUGAAAGAAAUGUUACUGGACUGGUCUUAUAAAUGGUCUACUACACACCUCUGCCUUUAAAAGCAUACUGGACAAAGCCUUUUUAAGAUCUAGCUACUUGUUUUACACAUACUUUUUACAGCAAAAUACUAUUUCUGCCGAAGUCAUCUGGAACUUCAAGUCUGCAAUUCUAUGGAGAAACCAUUUGUGUAGUGAAUUUGUAUGAUAUGUACAGUUAUGACAAUGUUGUUUGAUACAAUGUAUUUUUUCUGUUAUUUGGGUUUGUAUUCAUUUCCAAGUAUACAGUGACAGAGAUUAUACUAUUUCAGAUAGUGACACCAACACCAAAGACUUAGUAGACUGAGGACGUUACUGAACGAACAAGGGUUUUGUACAGUAAAUAUCACCACACGGAUUUACAAUAAACUUCACAAACAGGAA
This is a messenger RNA of Oncorhynchus nerka (sockeye salmon), 2991 nucleotides long. RefSeq names its product RAB40B, member RAS oncogene family (gene rab40b). Gene Ontology annotation, cellular component: endosome; plasma membrane; synaptic vesicle. The coding region runs from base 654 to 1526 and encodes 290 amino acids. Gene Ontology annotation, molecular function: GTP binding; GTPase activity. Gene Ontology annotation, biological process: protein localization to plasma membrane; intracellular signal transduction. The transcript has 6 exons. Lineage: Eukaryota; Metazoa; Chordata; Actinopteri; Salmoniformes; Salmonidae. The record is from RefSeq and is a predicted model, not a curated record.